Trypanosoma cruzi is the source of this 549-nucleotide messenger RNA. RefSeq names its product mucin TcMUCII, putative. The transcript has a single exon. The record is from RefSeq and is a predicted model, not a curated record. Lineage: Eukaryota; Euglenozoa; Kinetoplastea; Trypanosomatida; Trypanosomatidae. Bases 1 to 549 code for a protein of 182 amino acids.
AUGAUGACAAUGUGCCGUUUGCUGUGCGCCCUGUUGGUGCUCGCCCUGUGCUGCUGCCCGUUAGUGUGCGCGGCAGAUUCUGAAACGGUUCAAGUUCCUGAUGCUACUUUAACCCCCACAAUUUCAUCGUCCUCCUCAACAGAGGGAGGACAGGUGAAGGGUCAGUCAGGGUCGCCAGCACCACCAGUGACUGAGGCGGCUGAGAAUCCAGGAGAAAAUGCCGGAGCGGGACAAAGUUUGACCGGUACGCCAGGGUUACAAAUUGACACUAAUAAAUCCGCAGGCGAAACAGAUCAGGACGCGGAAGCUUCUGCCCAGACGACCACGACGACGACUACAACACAGGCACCAACUACGACCACGACCACCACGACUACCACCACUGCGCCAGAGGCACCAAGCACUACGACUACGGAGGCACCAACUACGACGACCACCCGCGCACCGUCACGUCUUCGCGAAAUCGACGGCAGCCUCAGCAGCUCUGCGUGGGUGUGUGCCCCGCUGCUGCUCGCCGCAUGCGCGCUGGCGUACACAACUGUGGGCUGA